Messenger RNA from Penicillium taxi, 1020 nucleotides. RefSeq lists its product as uncharacterized. The record is from RefSeq and is a predicted model, not a curated record. Lineage: Eukaryota; Fungi; Ascomycota; Eurotiomycetes; Eurotiales; Aspergillaceae. The coding region runs from base 1 to 1020 and encodes 339 amino acids. The transcript has 4 exons.
AUGGCACGCAUCAAACGGGGCGUUUUUUCUUGGGAGGAUGUGCUCGCUCAGCGGUACCAGAGUCUUACUCUUGUGCAUUUGGUAGCCGACAAGCCUGCUCCCCUCCCGCGCUCCCGCCGCAUUGCAGAAGUCAAAUCACAGACGCAGAUACAACUCCAGUGCCAACUACUGACGCGCCUCUCGCCUGAACUCCGGCUGAUGAUAUGGGAGUACGUACAAGGUGGUCACCGUCUACAUAUUAUCCAGCGUAGUCGCCGGCGACUCGGUCAUGUAGUGUGUCCGGUCAACGAUCAUGAGAUAUGCAAAAUUUGUCAGGGCGGGGGAAUUUCCCAGCCCGCGAAAGUGGGGGAUCUGCGCGACUCUCGUGGCAAUGGUAUACUGCUAGGACUAGCAUUGACAUGCCGACAAAUAUAUCACGAAUCUAUACAUCUCCUCUACACACUCAACACCUUUGAAUUCAGUAACCCCUGGUCUCUACCCUACCUCCGCCCAACAAUCCUAGCUGACCAUUGGAACUGCAUCCAAAAUGUCGAGCUCCGCUGGUCGUUUCACGGCCAUUGGCUCCCGACCAAAGACCCCGUGCGUGCAGUAUACGUCUCCGCAGGACGGGUGCAGUGGCACGAAACCUGUCACGCCCUCGCUAGUCUACCUGCAUUGAAGACUUUCGUGUUGGUCCUGGGAAGUCGCUGGUUCAGUGAGCCUGUGGAGAGACUGCCUGUGUUUCUUGACCCGCUGAGCGCGCUGCAUAUUUCGUCAUCGCCAUCGUCAUCGCCAUUGCGGAACAAGGGCUGGAUCAGUCGGAUUGGACCGGGUCCAGGCUCGAAGGGUAAGCCGGCAGCACGUUUUGUGGAAUCCAGUUCGGACGAGGAAUCGUCGAGUUUAGACUCGAGUAGCUCGUCGGAUUCGGAGACCAGUCUUCCUUCCUGCUCGUUCGCGCGUGCAUCGUGGGAACUUAGACUACAGGGUCAGUCGUAUGGGAUGCCUGAGUUGAGUCGACUCGGGUUGAAUGGAAUCUUCUAG